Messenger RNA from Penicillium atrosanguineum, 816 nucleotides. RefSeq lists its product as uncharacterized. Gene Ontology annotation, molecular function: oxidoreductase activity, acting on NAD(P)H, oxygen as acceptor. Gene Ontology annotation, cellular component: intracellular anatomical structure. The coding region runs from base 1 to 816 and encodes 271 amino acids. Lineage: Eukaryota; Fungi; Ascomycota; Eurotiomycetes; Eurotiales; Aspergillaceae. The record is from RefSeq and is a predicted model, not a curated record. The transcript is spliced from 4 exons.
AUGUCUAAAUUCUCUCUCCAAGGUCGAACGGCACUAGUGACUGGAGGUGCGCGAGGCUGUGGACUCGCCUUCGCGCGCGGGUUGGCUGAAGCAGGUGCCAACGUCGCUGUUUUCGAUCUUGUCCCAGCCGAGCCAGGCUUCCUUGCCAUUGAGAAGGAAUGUGGAGUUCGAACGGCCUAUUACAAGGUGGAUGUUUCAUCCCAGGAAUCCCUCGCGAACGGCUUCGCCGAGUUCCAGAACGACUUCGAUAAUGCGCUCGACAUUUGUGUUCCCUGUGCCGGAAUUAAUCGCCAUUUGAAGUUUCUAGAGUACACCUACAAAGACCACCACGAUCUCCUCUCGGUCAACGUGAUGGGACUGUACUUUACCGCCCAACUUGCAGCAAAGCAAAUGAUCGCCAACGGUACCCAACACGGGAGCAUUGUACUGGUGGCCAGCAUGGCCAGUUACAUCGCUGUUCCCACGCAGCUGUGCAGCGCAUACUGUGGGACGAAGGGUGCUGUGCGAGCGAUGACACCAGCGAUCGCAAAAGAAAUGGCAGAAUACGUGAGUCUUCCUCUCAAGCCAUCUCCGUCGGACUUGCUGCUAAGUCCACCGCAGAACAUCCGAGUCAAUUCAAUCUCCCCGGGCUACGUACGCACGGAAAUGACGGCAGCAUUCCCCCAUCUUCUGCCAUUGUGGGAGCGGGAGGCGAUGAAUGGGCGUAUUGCGGAACCGGAGGAUAUCAUGGGGGCAUGUGUGUUCUUGGCUAGCGAUGCGAGCUCGUACAUGACGGGGCAGGAUAUCGUGGUAGAUGGGGGAGUCACCCGGUGGUAG